Molecule: messenger RNA, 1233 nt
Organism: Cladophialophora psammophila CBS 110553
Lineage: Eukaryota; Fungi; Ascomycota; Eurotiomycetes; Chaetothyriales; Herpotrichiellaceae
Exons: 1
Coding region: 1-1233 (410 amino acids)
Molecular function (GO): monooxygenase activity; FAD binding
Source: RefSeq, a predicted model, not a curated record
AUGAACGUCGUGAUUGUCGGCGCUGGCAUCGCUGGCCUCUCGUCAGCGUUGGCUCUCACCAAAUGGCUUCCCGACAAACCACACAUUACCAUUAUUGAAAUUCGCCCACGGCCCUCAACAAUCGGCGGCGCCGUUGGACUGACACCGAAUGCCCUGCGCUGCCUGCAUCACCUUGGAGCCCUACCACAGAUUCGAGUAAGGGACUUGGGGAUCGAGAUAGAUAAGAUUGAACUGUUCACCAUUUACACGGGCGCCAGACUCGGUGACAUUAACUUCACCGGCGACAACGGUGUCGGAGUUGGCGAACCCGCAUUCAAGGGACUCAGAAUCCUACGCGCAGACCUGGUGCAGUCACUCACUGAGGCCGUCAAAGCACUCGACAACGUUGGGCUGGAGUAUGGCUGCAAACCAGCCCAGAUUGUCGAAACUGGCAGCCAGGUAACUGUUGUUCUGGAUGAUGGUCGAACACUAAGCGCGGAUUUGGUUCUCGGGUGUGAUGGGAUUCAUUCAUUUGUCAGAACCAGCCUCGUCGACCCUGAGAGAAAACCGCUGUACACCGGCAUAGUCGCAGUAUUCGGGUUUGCAGACCUGCAGGAAGGAGCAACAGUUCCAUGGAAAGACACAGGAUUGUGCCAGUCACAGCGCGGCAGUCUCAUGACCACCUACUACGAGCCGACUAGGAAGAAGCAAUUCGUGGCAGCUAUCACCGAGAAGAAAGAUGUCGAGUCAAGGGAAGGUUGGCUGGCCCGCGGCGCUGAACAAGAGAGGAUUAAGCAGGACGUCAAAACUCGAUUUGGUGGCAGUGCCAUCGGAUUCCUCGAACCCCUCCUCGCGGCAACAGAUCAUUGGACUCUCUAUCCUGUCUACAAGCUCGCUCCAAGGGGCAAUUGGUGCUUGAAACGCACGGUGCUACUGGGGGAUGCCGCACAUGCAAUGCCGCCGCAAGGCGAAAGUACAGCGUAUGCUCUGGAGGACGCCAUCUUGUUUGCUCGUGCCAUGGAAUCCAAGUUUGAUAGUGGACCGGACGAAGUCUUCCGCACAUAUCAGAAAGUCAGGCGGGCAAAUAUCGACAAGGCCUACGAAGAAGCCGCUUUUGGCUGGGGGACACAGAAAGAUUGUGGCUGGUUCACAUUCUUGCUGAGGAGUUGGCUGACGAGGGCCUAUUUGUGGUGGACCGCCUCUGCGAGGGAAAGAAGAUACAGCGAAGACGUUGCGACCAUGGUUUUGGAUUAA